AUGGAACUACUCAUAUUCGGAGGUAUUGCCUUGUUCUCUGCUGGUGUUGGAGCAGGCUAUUACACGUGCUAUUACAAACCACUUUCGGAGGCUGAGGAAAGGAAUGUAAAACAAACUCCUUCAAUGUUGAUUGAAGAAUCAUCAAGCGUGGAGUCGAUUGUAAAUAACGGGAAAAUUACUGAACGAGAUUAUUUUCAUAAACUAGGAAGAGCCAGUGGUAAUCGAAAUUCAUCCGAAUUAUUGAUGGAUGGAAUAAUUAUAAAUAAUAAUAAUCACGAUGAUAUUGAAAAUGAAGGAGUUUCAAACACGAUGGAAGGAUAUGAAGAGUUACCCGAACAUGCCAUUUCUCUAGUACUGCAAAAAACAGGAAAACAAGUAACAUCACACACAAGUGCAGUACGAUUUGAUAAGAAUCCAUUGAAUAAUCACAGCAGCAACAAAGGCUCGUCACCUGUAUCGAGCAAUCAAGUGGUGUCUGAAAAUUUGGACGGUGAUAUUGAUCUAGAUAAGUUUUUGCGAAAGGAACAAGAAAUGAAAGACAAAGCCUUUGAAGAAAGCAUUAAGGAAAAACAUCCGUAUGGAUUUUGA
This is a messenger RNA of Naegleria fowleri, 588 nucleotides long. RefSeq lists its product as uncharacterized. The transcript has a single exon. Lineage: Eukaryota; Heterolobosea; Eutetramitea; Acrasida; Naegleriidae. The record is from RefSeq and is a predicted model, not a curated record. The coding region runs from base 1 to 588 and encodes 195 amino acids.